Messenger RNA from Dipodomys ordii (Ord's kangaroo rat), 1854 nucleotides. RefSeq names its product 3-hydroxybutyrate dehydrogenase, type 1 (gene Bdh1). The transcript has 8 exons. NCBI's taxonomy places the organism in Eukaryota, Metazoa, Chordata, Mammalia, Rodentia, Heteromyidae. Bases 515 to 1549 code for a protein of 344 amino acids. Gene Ontology annotation, molecular function: oxidoreductase activity. The record is from RefSeq and is a predicted model, not a curated record.
UUUGGGGGAGCCCUCGGCGGGCCCAGCGCCAGGCUGGGGGCCCGAAGGCAGAAGGGGGCGGCCCGGGAGCUCACUCCGCCUCCACGCCGCCGGCCGUCGGGCCCCGCCCGGCGCUGCUCGAGCGCGCACACCGAAGAGUGUGGGUGCAUCCGGGUGCCAGACGCUGGAGGACGCGGGUUUAGGGGUCGUAGAGGGGAUUCGAGAAGGAAGCUGCCAGCAUCACCCCCACGCCAGGCCUGAGCAGUGCCAGGAUAGGAGCUUCGCGCCAGCCGAGUCCCCCCGCCACCCUCCGCCGCGGAGCCCCCUGCCCAUCCGGAGUGGGAUGGCAAGCAGCCUCUCUGUCCAUCAUCGCACAGUAACUUUUCAUAUUUCACUGAAGUUGUGUGGUGUCCACUCUGUGUGGCUGUACACUGUGUCCCUGCCACAGCUUCUGAUCUGUCGCCCACUUUUGUCCAUCCUCCAUGUAUUAUUUCCCAUGAGAUUUAUUAAAGGAAUCACCAGCAGGAAGUAGACCAUGAUGUUGGCUGCCUGCCUCUCCAGACCCCUGUCACAACUCCCAGGAAAAGCCACAAGUAUCUGUGGUAGAGAAAAUGGAAUGAGACGUGCACUGUUGCUUUGCUCAGCAUCCUUUACCCCAAUCAGCCGUCGGACCUAUGCUAGUGAGGUGAACCCGGCUGGCAGCAAAGCUGUCCUGAUCACAGGCUGUGACAGUGGAUUUGGGUUCUCCUUGGCCAAGCAUCUGCAUUCAAAAGGCUUCCUUGUGUUUGCUGGCUGCUUGAUGAAGGACAAAGGAGAUGCUGGAGUCCAGGAGCUGGACAACUUGAAAAGUGACCGAUUGAGAACCAUCCAACUUAAUGUAUGUAACAGUGAGGAGGUGGAGAAAGCGGUGGCCACAGUCCAAUCAAUCCUGGAUGACCCAGAGAAAGGAAUGUGGGGCCUGGUUAACAAUGCAGGCAUCUCCACAUUUGGGGAAGUGGAGUUUACCAGCAUGGAGACCUACAAGGAGGUGGCAGAAGUGAACCUCUGGGGUACGGUGCGGACAACAAAAUCCUUCCUCCCUCUUCUCAGAAGAGCAAAAGGCCGAGUGGUCAACAUUAGCAGCAUGCUGGGUCGCAUGGCCAAUCCAGCCCGCUCCCCAUACUGCAUCACCAAGUUCGGAGUGGAAGCGUUCUCUGACUGCCUGCGCUAUGAGAUGUACCCGCUGGGUGUGAAGGUCAGUGUGGUGGAGCCUGGCAACUUCAUCGCUGCCACCAGCCUCUACAGCCCCGAGCGCAUCCAAGCCAUCGCCAAGAAGAUGUGGGAUGACCUGCCUGAGGUCGUGCGCAAGGACUAUGGCAGGAAAUACUUCGAUGAGAAAAUUGCCAAGAUGGAGACCUACUGCAACAGUGGCUCCACAGACACAUCCUCCGUCAUUGACGCCGUCACACAUGCCCUGACCGCCUCCACCCCAUACACUCGCUACCACCCCAUGGACUACUACUGGUGGCUCCGAAUGCAGAUCAUGACCCACAUGCCUGGCGCAGUCUCUGACAUGAUCUAUAUACACUGAAACAUUUCCUGGCAGCCUCUGUCCAAUGAGCCCUGGUGGGGGGAAGUAGGUUGGGGGAAGACAGUUCAUAUAGUCACCUCUUGAUUAACCACUCAUGGAUUAGCCAUUCCCCUAGGAAAACCCAUUUUAGCAGUAGCCCCACCUGACUUCUUCAUGUGGUAAAUGGCUCAGGCCUUCACAGUGGGGGUGCAGACAGGGGCCCCUAAGCCUCAGGGCAAAUACGGUGCAUAUCUGUCACAUGGCAAUUUCAUACAGGUUUUUUUUUGGUAAAUAUCUGUACAUUAAAAAUUGAUUUAUUAAUAGAG